AUGGCCACUACCCACGGCGUCGUCCAGGGUUCUGACCCUUCGGAUCUCCCUCAACCUGCGCAGCCGAUCAACGGCGCCGCCUCCCCCGAUCCUCACUCGGUGGAAGAGCAGCUAUCGCGCGAAUUGGAUAUGACAAGUCUCUCUCCCUCGACACAAGCAGUUCACGCCGACGACCCGCUGAACCUGGUCGACGACGUCGCACCCCCCAUCCACGUCUCCACCACUUUCCGCUACUCUAAAGAUCCUUCCCAACUGCGGCCCUAUUAUGAAAGACCUGAACCCAUCUUCGCGCAGGGAGAACAUAUCUACUCGAGGCAUACCACGCACAGCACAUCGCGGCUGGAAAAGAUUCUAAGCGUGCUGUUAAAGGGCGAGUGCUUGACGUAUUCGUCUGGUCUAGCUUCCUUCAAUGCUUUGAUAACGUUUCUGGCUCCGAAGAGAGUGGCUAUCGGGGCGGGAUAUCAUGGCUGCCACGGCGUGUUGGAAUUGCACCAGCACCUGUCUGGGUUGAAGGUCUUGCCUCUGGACUGCAAACCAGAAGACCUCCAAAAGGGUGAUCUAAUUCACCUCGAGACACCCGUAAAUCCCACAGGGCUAGCAUUCAACAUCCAACACUAUGCAGACAUCGCGCACUCAAGAGGGGCUUAUCUAAGUGUCGAUGCCACCUUUGCGCCGCCACCCCUGCAGGAUCCAUUCAAGCAUGGCGCAGAUGUGGUGAUGCACUCAGGCACAAAGUAUAUCGGUGGCCAUUCAGAUAUGCUGUGCGGUGUGUUGGCGGUCAAGCAAAAGGAAUGGAUACCCAAGAUGCUCAAUGACCGGCUAUACCUGGGCGCUGUGAUGGGAGGUUUGGAAGGCUGGCUCGGGGUAAGGAGCGUUCGAACGCUGGAGCUGCGCGUCAUGAGACAAAGCGAGACUGCCGGAAGAAUAGUUGAUGCCCUCGAUGGCGCCUUGACAGGUCACACGGUUGGCACGGGGCUUUCACAAUCCGAUGCCGAAAUCAUCAAGUCGGUCGUCAAAGAAGUACUCCACGCCAGUCUCCAGACCCAGGACUACAAGACGUGGCUCAAGAAGCAGAUGCCCAAUGGGUACGGCCCUGUCUUCUCGAUCAUCUUCAAAUCGUCCGAGUUCGCAAGGACAUUGCCGAGCAAGCUGCAUCUCUUCCACCACGCGACAAGCUUGGGUGGAGUUGAGAGCUUGGUCGAAUGGAGAGCGAUGACAGAUUCGACCGUGGGAAGAGACCUUUGUAGAUUCAGUAUCGGCAUCGAAGACGAGAAGGACCUGCUUGAUGACCUUAUCCAGGGUUUCAAGGCACUGAACGAAGUCAAUGGGUCGUCAGGCUAG
Cladophialophora carrionii CBS 160.54 is the source of this 1341-nucleotide messenger RNA. RefSeq lists its product as uncharacterized. NCBI's taxonomy places the organism in Eukaryota, Fungi, Ascomycota, Eurotiomycetes, Chaetothyriales, Herpotrichiellaceae. The transcript has a single exon. The record is from RefSeq and is a predicted model, not a curated record. Gene Ontology annotation, biological process: transsulfuration. Gene Ontology annotation, cellular component: cytoplasm. Bases 1 to 1341 code for a protein of 446 amino acids. Gene Ontology annotation, molecular function: carbon-sulfur lyase activity; pyridoxal phosphate binding.